Molecule: messenger RNA, 6064 nt
Organism: Podarcis lilfordi (Lilford's wall lizard)
Lineage: Eukaryota; Metazoa; Chordata; Lepidosauria; Squamata; Lacertidae
Source: the annotation of a GenBank genome assembly
AUGGUUUGGGCGGCGGGGUGGACGGCCGAGCCUUACGUGUGGGCGGCAAUCCGGCCCGCCUCGCAUUGCACGGAGCAGCCGCUCGGGUCCGCGGCGGCCGUCUGCUUCCCCCUGGUGGCCGGAGAGAGGGAAGCGCCUGAGCCGCGCAGGAAGCGCUGCGCUCUCCGGGCAGGGGCGACAAGCAAAGCUUCGGGCGAGGUGGCCGACAGGCUCCGGCGCGCGGCGGCGCCACCGGGUGGGACCAGGUAGGUGCGGCUGGCGGGGCGCGGUGGGGGCUCCCCCAGCAUCUUGGCUUUGCAGGACUAGGGCAAGGCUGAGCUCCCGCCCGGGGUCAUUGAUCAAGAAAGACCUGGGAGCAGGGAGGCGCCCGUAGCCCUCGGGGGGCAAGGAAGGGGUCCCCUCUGCACCAGACAGUCUGCUGGAGGCAGCUGGCUCGCAUCUAACCGCUUCGUGCGCAGCAACUCGGCGCCCGCUGUGUGGACAGGGCAGGAUGCCCCCUAGCGACCCUUCGGAGCAUUGCAGCGCUUCCGCCCCCGCCCCCGGGCUGCUGCUGGCUUUCUCUAGCGAGGAAGAAAGGCACUCUGCACAUGCUCGGUUCAAAACGCUUGGCGGGGUAGUGGGAGACGGCUGUGGAAAGCUUCCAGGUUCAAAGGAAAUCCUCAGUCUCUCAACUCUGUAACUUGCGAGUGUAAUCAAGUGCCUCUGAUCCUUAGUUGGUAGAGUACAAGACUCUUAAUCUCAGGGUUGUGGGUUCGAGUUCCAUGUUGGGCAAAAGAUUCAUGCAUUGCAGGGGGUUGGACUAGAUGACCCUUGUGGUCCCUUCUAACUCGGAGCAUCUCUCACUUUCCUGAGUGAGCAUAGCCAGGCGGAAAGGAUGCAUGGGAGCUGUGAGCCCUUGAAUUAAAAAGAUUUGCAGCCAAAUUGGCAUCUGGGAAUUGGGAAGGAUCGGAGCAGAGUGUUACCCACCUUAAGCCUCAAAGGUAGGGCAGGGCAUUGGCUCUCUUAAUGUAGUCUAAUGUAGUCUAACUAUUCCUUAACACCACUGGUGCACGCAAAAAGUUCCAGAUACAAUCCCUGUUGCCUCCAGGUAGGUCUGGGAAAAACCCCUCUGAAAUCCUGGACAGCUGCUGCCAGUCACGAUAAACCAGCCUCCCCCAUCCUGAAGAGUUGCUUGGGACUCCAACUCCCAUGAGCCCCAGCGAACCUUGAUUGGAGCUGAUGGGGGUUGCAGACCAAAACAUCUGGAGGGCCCCAGGCUGGGGGAGGUGGGCAAGAUGCAUUCCUCAAAGCAGCGCUGGCUCACCUAUGAGGCAAGGUGUGGCAACCACCUCAGCUGGCAGGAUCCACAGGGGCAGCAGAUCUGGUCUCCAAGGGAUGCAUUGCCCGCUGCCGCCAUCAUUGCAGCUGUGGUGCACUCCUUAGAGGCCAAAUCAGCCACCUCCCUGGUGCUCCUGGUGUAGAUAUUCUCUCACCUGUUCCCUGGCUGGAAGAGCAUCGUUUUGUGGUUCUUCUCGGGUGCCAAAGUGUCCUGGGCCAGCCUUGCCUCAAUAAGUUGUCAGGCGGCAAUUCUCAUUUUCCCUGACCCAAUGGUCAGGCUGGCUGGGGCUGAUGGGAGUUGGAGUCCAACAACAUCUGGAUUGCCACAUCUGGAUUGGGCAACAUCUGGUACAGACAAUACUGAACUAGACAGACCAACUGGUUUGGUAGAAAGUAGCUAUCAUAUUAGUAAUAAGACAGGAUGAGAAUCUCUAUCCGUGUCUUUCCUUUGGAGUAAGUUCAGAAUUCUUCUCUUAAAGCCCUCUUUUUCUACCAUCAUGUCAACUCGCUUUUAAAGUCCAUGUAUUUGCUCCCUGUUCUGUAGCCAAAGCUGAGUGUAUUCUGUGCUUUACAAAAUAAAAAUCUGCAGUAAGACAAGCAUAAUUCUGCAAACAGUAUUCAAGCGCAGAUUUAUAAAAUAUACAUCCAGUGGUCUGCUUUGUAUUUUGCUUGAUCCUGUACAUGUUCAUUGAGAUGUAAAGCCCUACUGUCAUCCAUGGGACUUCUUCUCAGGUGAGCAGGUAUUUGACCACAGCCUUGAUGCAUUCUGUUUUCUGAACGUACCUUAGCCUUUGCAGUCUUGAAGGCUAGAAACUUAUUUUCUGAGGAAACACCGGAUGUAUUUACUCAGGGUGAUGAACUGGUAUCUGCAUGCAGUGAAAUUGCAGAAUUACAGGGUACACGCAGAGCUGUACACAUGCAAAAAUCUGUCUGAAGCUUUUGAGGAUGUGAAAAUUCACUGAUGUGGUGGUUAGAGUGUUGGACUCGGACCUGGGAGACCAGGCUUCAAAUCCCUACUUGGCCAUGAAACUCACUGGGUAACGUGGGCCAAACACGGCCAAUCAGCCUAACCUACCUCUCUCAGGAUUGCUGUGGGGAUUAAAUAUGGAGGGAGGGAGAACCAUGCACACCACCUUAAGCUCCUUGGAGACAAAGGUGAGAGACAAAUGCAGUGCAGUAAAUAAAAAAUACACCUGGUCUCUUCUCUCCAUUCCCUCCCAAGGUAAUGGAAUCCAUCUCCCCAGUGAAAGGCCGUCAGCUUUCAGAGACUACGAGGAGAGGCCUGUGUCACUGCUGCCGUCGCAGACACUGCUGCUUCUGCUGGUGCUGCUGCAGUUGCUGCACAUGGUAAAUGCCUCUGCAGGGCUGAGUGGGAGCCCACCUUGUCUGGAUGUUGUUAUUCCAGGCAGAACCCAAAUCCCACUCAGUCCAUCCUCACUCCAGUCUAUGCAGCCUCUCUCCGCCCUUUCCAAUAGCCCUUUCUCAAAACCUACCUUUGACCAGCAGAGGCUGGUCCAUUAGGGCAAAUGGGGCUCUGCCCCACCAACCUCAGUCUGCCUCCAGCCAGCCCCACCUGCCUGCCUUCUUAUUUGCAACCAGCCCAGGGGGUACCACCGCCUGCCACCUUCCUCUUGCUUAGUCUCAGUGUUGCCCCUGUUGAGCUCAGCAGGAAGGAAGAGGGGAGCAAAAGUAGAGUUGGUUGGCACCACCUGUCAUUAUCUCUGGCGCCACCUACUGUGGCACCCCUGCCUUCUGUCCUAUCAGAUCCAAUGGGCACCAGCCACCAUGCUUUUGAUGCACAGCUGCUUAGUCCCAGUUACAGAUGCUAAAGCCACAUCGGCUCUGCCAAGUCCCAUUUCUUAUAAAGUCCAAAUACCUCCUACUAACCAGUCCUGAGUAGAGAUGAUAUUUACCAGCAGGGAUCUUUUGCCUUGCCUUGUUCCUCCAUUGGCCAGCAGAAAAAUGCUCUCCUUGCGUUGUCUGUUGCAGGAACCGGUUGGCAAGGAAGAGACGGCGAGACGGCGUGGGAUGUAAAGUGUCCAGCAUCUCCAACCUGGAAAGCCCAUUAAACCUGGAGGAGAGGUGGGCCAAAGUACCUGAACUUACUAUGGCCAAUUCCUGAUCCAAGAAGGUGGCUAUGAUACCUUUUGAGAACCGUGCACCUCGCUGCAUGUGUUGUUCAGUGGCUUUAAAAGGAUCCAGACACAUUUGUGGAGGAUAAGGUUAUCACAGGGACUGGGGACUGGAUCCAGCAGAGGACUAGAUCCAGCUGACAAGCUGGAUCCUUACUCCCACCCCUUUGAGAUCCACCUUUGACUGCCAUGCUGAAUGACUGAUUUCUUGCAAGUGGCAAACAGUCAUGAUGGCUGUGUCCACGCUGUACAUUUAAAGCACAUUCCUGUUGGAUGUAAUCUAUUAGUACAGUCAAAUGCAACAUUCCUUAUUUCCCUAGAGUGGGCACAAGCAGGGGGACAUCCAGUCAGUGUAACUUCCUGUUCCACUGGUCCCUGGAGCCUCCUUUCCCUGCAUGUGACCUGGCAGAUGGGCAUGGCUCUGGCUGACGCCAUAAAAGAGCCGAGUCAUGUAGUCAUUUUCUCAGAUGUCUUUUGUUCUCUCUCAUGUCUUGCCUGAUCUUUUACUGCCAUGUUGAUCUCCUGCAGCCAUUUUGUUAUCUCAGUGUAAUUUUGCUGUCUGCUGGCUCUCAGCCAGCAGCACGAGUUCAGUCUCCAUAUGAGAUAAACUCACGGUUUGUUUGUGUAAUUACCAAGUAAAGCCUGCCUUUCAGGGAUCAAAUUAUGAUCUGAAAUGUGAGUAAACUUUUUGUUACUUUACUCAGAAAGACUCUUGUGUCUUUAUUCUUUUAAAAGGGACAAAAGGGGACACUAGGAAUAAUCUUAACUAAGAGAUUCAAAUGAAGCUGCAAACGAGCUCCCAGCUAUAUUGAGGGGAAUCUGCUCUGCUACAUCACUUACUAGCGUGAGUGAAGGAAGGAUAACUUAUUCAAUACAGUGGUACCUCAGGUUAAGAACUUAAUUCGUUCUGGAGGUCCGUUCUUAACCUGAAACUGUUCUUAACCUGAGGUACCUCUUUAGCUAAUGGGGUCUCCUGCUGCCGCCACCGUGCGAUUUCUGUUCUCAUCCUGAAGCAAAGUUCUUAACCCGAGGUACUAUUUCUGGGUUAGAAGAGUCUGUAACCUGUAGUGUCUGUAACCUGAAGCGUCUGUAACCUGAGGUACCACUGUAUAUCCUUUCCUACUAUUCUUAAAAUCCCCACAAUUCCCUCCCCCAAAGAAACCUGGGAACUGUAGUUUAUGCCUCACGGUGCUACAGUUCCCAGCAUUCUUAAACUACAGUUCCUGUAAUUCUUUGUGGGGUGAAAUGUACUUUAUAUUUAUGGCAUGUAUGCAGCUGCUGUGUCCUGAACAGUAUACAGAGUUGUACCUUCUGCCCCAAGAGCAGGAGGAAGAAAGAGCAGACCCUCCCAUUCCCACCCCUUGCUUUUCAGGCUCACAGCGGAAGAAGCUGCCUCUUGGCAAUGGUCCUUUGACUCCAUAUUGACCAGUCCAGCCGGCCGGCGCAUAUUCAUGGAGUUCCUGCAGACUGAGCACAGCGAAGAGAACAUGUCCUUCUGGCUCGCCUGUGAGGACCUCAAAAGGGAGCAGAGCCCAGAGCAGAUCUCGGAGAAAGCCAAGAAGAUCUACCUGGAUUACAUCUCCAUCCUCUCCCCAAAAGAGGUAGGCUGGGUGCAGUAUUGGGGUGUGGGAGGCAGAACUAUGGAAAGGGACGCAGUGGACCAAGAAGCAGCUAUCCAAAGCUGAGCACUGCUUUGCAGCAGCCACUCUCCUUCCUUUUUCAGAUUUGCUGGAUUCUUGGCAUUUCUAGGGGAAUGAACAAAUCACUGCUAUUCCCAACAGUUAAUCAGGCAAUCUGUUGGAAGCACACUUUGGUUGGCUGAAAAGGAACCCACGGUUCAAUCAGUCCACAAAUUUAAAAUAAAUAAAUGCAAACUGCAGGUGAUGAGGACCUAAGACUGGCAUGAGUAGCCAGCAGCCCUUCUGAUGUUGUUGAACUACAAAUCCCAUCAGCCCUAGCUGUGAACUUAUGCAACUUACAUAAUUAAUUGCAUAAACCAUGUUGCCAUUACAUGAUUCCAUUCUGAUCCUUUAAAUGCAAAGGGAACAUAUUGCAAAUGGCAGGUGGGUGUGACAUAAACUAUUUUCUACCAUUUGCCUAAGACACCGUGAUCAUGAAGGUGGUUUUCCCAGGGUGAGGCUCAUCCAUUGCACUGCAGGUGUGUGGACCUGUGCGAUUUCCACAAAUGCAGGAAAUAAUUUGAUAACAACAACAGUGAGUGCUGAUUUCCAUACUGGACAUGAGUCGAAUAAGUGAGCAUCCAUAAUUUCUACUCUUCUUUCCAUUUUUGAUGGAAUCGUCCGACAUCCUUACUCCAGGAAAUGCAGAGAUGAGUUGCCUGCACACCACCUCUUUUCCAGAGCCAAUUCUGCCAAAAUGAGUUGAGACAGCACCCUGUGUGUGUGUGUGUUUGCUUCUUCUUGCAGGUCAGCAUUGAUGCUGCAGUGCGCGAGACCAUCAACAACUCCCUGCCGUCACCCGGCGCUCACAUGUUUGAUGAGGCGCAAGCGCAAGUUUAUGCUCUCAUGCACCGGGAUUCCUACCCCAGGUUCCUGAAGUCCCCUCUCUACAAAUCGCUGGAGCAGAGACUGACUAUGCCUGUUGCUGACACCUAA